AUGGCGGACAGCACCAGCAGAGCCGGGCAGGAGGAGAUGAAGCACGCCUCUGGACAACAGGCGCCUCUUCAUCCUUCCAGCCACGCGGGAGACGAGCACGACACGUUCGAUGAACCUGAUGACGAACUGGAAGAAUUCGACGAAAUUGGAGGAGAUGACGGCGUUGUGGAUACCGAAGUCGCCCAGUGGGAUGAGGACUGGGACGCAGCGGGAUGGGAUGAUGAAGAUGUGAACGACGACUUCUGCAAGCGGCUCCAGCAGGAACUGGAGGCUUUCAAGCAGGCGCACCCGAACGCGGCGAAGGCGCAAGCGAGACCAGCGUAA
Molecule: messenger RNA, 324 nt
Organism: Besnoitia besnoiti
Lineage: Eukaryota; Apicomplexa; Conoidasida; Eucoccidiorida; Sarcocystidae
Exons: 3
Coding region: 1-324 (107 amino acids)
Biological process (GO): mRNA export from nucleus; proteasome assembly
Cellular component (GO): proteasome regulatory particle, lid subcomplex
Source: RefSeq, a predicted model, not a curated record